AUGCAACAAACAACCGUUACAAUAAUCGAAGAAAAGAAACAACAACAGGUUCAAUUCAAUGAGCCGAAUCAUACCACAACAACGACAGCAGCAGACACUGCUGAUUUAAUCAUGAAGAGUCCAGUGGCGAGAGAUUUGAAUCAAGUCAGAGCCUUGUUUAUGAAAUCUCUCUUUCUCCAAUUUAGACAAUACAAAACGAACAUUUGUCAGCUCUUAUUCCCUGUCAUGUGUUUGGUAUUUAUAUUUAUUUUGCAAGUUGUUCUGAAUACUCUUGUCCAAGGAUUUCUUAAUGCUGCUGGAACGGAUGGCGUUUACAAAAUUAACUCGACUGCUCUCGAAUUAUCACAACUCAUGUUACAGGCCAAACAAAUAGAGUACAAUCAACAACUUGUCCUCAAUAGCGAUCCUAAAGCAACUAAAAAUUUAACAUUUUCUCCACCUGAAGCGAUUUAUGUGACCUCAGACAAAAUUGGUUAUUUGGAUACCGUUGGCAUUGGAAGAUUGUCACCAAAUAUCAGUGAACCUUCCACUGGAUUUCUCAAACUUGUGACACCAUUUUCACGAUCUAGUCCACUCUUUUUAGUGAACGGAACCUAUAAUUAUACUGGAUUUAUACAAAUUCCUUACAGUGCAACUGGACCAUUCACAGAGGAACGAUCAAUGGAUGAAAUGAUUUUUGAUCAAAUGGGUGCUGUUGGUAAACCGGAACGCAUGAAUGCAGUUGGAGCCUAUAUUAUUAGAGAAUUAUCGACUGCACCUCAAAAAGGGCGAAUCAAUUACACUGUAGAAUACGACUAUGACGAGAAAACUCGAUUCUGUAGCGGUUUUAUCAAAAAAUCUCCUUAUUCCUUUGUCAUCAAGAGCUGUAGAGAUGUUCUUGGUGUUGGACUUCAAAACUGGCUGAACGAUGCAUUCUUAAAGAAUAUCACAGGAAGUACCAGUUUUAGAAUCAAAACAAACACAGCACAAAUGCCCUAUGACACUUCAAUUGCCACUUUCCAAAUUGCAGAUCUUUUGGGUUAUUUCUUUUUCCCAAUGAUUUUAUGUUUGCUAUUACCUUCUUUCAGUUUCACAGUCGUAUUAGAAAAACAAUUCAAGUUGAGAGAAAUGAUGAAACUCAUGGAUUUAUUACUCAAACCUCUCCUCUAUUGUUAUGUAAGUUAUUAUUGUUUCGAAUUUCAAGAGGAGACUGAUGAACAUUCAUUGUGCUCUUGUGUAUUUUUGGAUUUCAUGAGAUGUUCAGUUAUUUUCUUUAUUUGCUGGGGAAACACAUUGGUGAGCUUUUCAUUCUUAUUAUCUUCCUUUAUUGGAAAAACAAUUGUGGCAACUAUUAUCAGCUAUCUCAUUGUGUUGAUUGGACCAAUGGUUGGUGUGAUUCUCGAGAUGCAACUUUUGACAAAUGCUCCCAAUGCUCGCUUUGGUCUCUUGCUAGUAUUCCCAUUACAAAUUACUCAUUUUGUCUAUGCAACAUCCAGUUCAUGUAACAAUUUGGAUUGCUUACGAAAAGUAUCUGACAUUUAUGACAACAAGUCAGUUUUCUUUUCACUCAUUUACAUGGUAGGAAUGUCAGUGGUCUACUUUGUAUUGAGCUUGUACUUUGAUGCUGUUGUUCCUCAACCAUUUGGUGUUUCAAGACAUCCACUCUUUUUCCUCGAAUGGAUUUGGAAACCUUUCACAAAGAAUCGAGUGAAGAAAAAUUCACCAACGAGCAAGAACAAGAUUUUACCAUGCUCCUCUCCUUCUGAUUCACAACCUACGCAAGAUGAUGAAAUGGUUGUGGGUGCAUCGAAACAUCGUCUCGAUGAAGUGGAUUCAGAUGUUUUAGAAGAAUUCUUGAAAGUCAAUCCUCCAAAUCUCGAUAAGAAACAAACUCUUGAACAUUUGAAACGUUUAAAGAAUGACUAUGGAGUAGUAUUUUAUAAUUUAGAAAAGACAUAUGGAAUGAAUCGAGCAGUGAAAGGAACUUGUUUAACCAUUGGAAAGUCAGAAUGUUUUGGAUUAUUGGGUAUGAACGGUGCUGGUAAAUCCACAACCAUUUCCAUGCUAUCGGGCAUGUUUGGUCCAUCGAAAGGAACAGCUUUUGUCUACGGAAAAGACAUUCGACAUGACAUGAAUGAUAUUCAUCAAAUCAUGGGUCUCACAGCUCAAUUUGACAUUCUUUAUCCUGACUUGACUUGUGAAGAACAUUUAUUAUUCUAUAGUCGAUUGAAAGGAGUCAAGUUGCAGUACGAAAAGGAACACGUUCAAAGUUUAUUGAGACAAGUUGGAUUAGACAAUGAAACCUUGAAAACAAAAUGGUCACCUAAUUCAAGCGCACUCUCUGGUGGUAUGAAGAGAAGACUUUCCAUUGCCAUUUCACUCGUUGCAGAUCCAAAGAUUAUUCUUUUGGAUGAACCCACCACGGGACUCGAUCCUCUCAGUAAGAGACAUUUGUGGAAUAUUAUUUUAAAUCAAAAGAAGAAUCGAACGGUGAUUUUAACAACUCACUCUAUGGAAGAAGCAGAUGUUUUGUGUGAUCGUAUUACAAUCAUGUCGAAAGGUUCAUUUAAAUGUUUGGGAAGUGGACUACGAUUGAAGAAUAAGUUUGGUGAUGGCUUUUUAUUGAGUGUGAGUUAUGGAGCAGAGGAUCAACAACGUGCUGAACAAUAUGUCUAUGAUUAUGUUCCUGAGGCAGUGAAGGAUUUAACUUUGACAGGAACGACCGUAUUCAAAAUUCCAAGUUUUUCUCGAUCAGAUUUGAGCAAGACAACUUCACAAUCCAUUGAGCAUGCCACUCCAAAACAACAAAUGGAAGCUAGAUCCAUUGCUGGUUUGUUCAAACAUAUGGAAAAAGGAAAGGUUGAACAUGGUAUCCAUGAAUGGGCUCUCAAUCAAUGUUCGCUCGAACAAGUGUUUUUGAAUAUUGUUCAAAAAGAUUCUGAGAAAAGAUCUGCCUCAGAGAAAGAGGUCAAAUGUGCCAACAAGAGAUCUACUGUACUCAUUCGACAAUGUUUGUGCUGA
This is a messenger RNA of Naegleria fowleri, 3000 nucleotides long. RefSeq lists its product as uncharacterized. Lineage: Eukaryota; Heterolobosea; Eutetramitea; Acrasida; Naegleriidae. The record is from RefSeq and is a predicted model, not a curated record. Gene Ontology annotation, biological process: transmembrane transport; sorocarp morphogenesis; lipid transport. Gene Ontology annotation, molecular function: lipid carrier activity; ATP hydrolysis activity; ATP binding. Bases 1 to 3000 code for a protein of 999 amino acids. The transcript is spliced from 4 exons. Gene Ontology annotation, cellular component: membrane; intracellular membrane-bounded organelle.